UCACUCCGCUGGCAUGGUUGAGAAGCUGACUUGAUUAUUGUGAUGGUGGCAGGCGACAGCCAGUGACUACACACUUCCGCCACUGCUUCCCAUAUUCACGUUUGGCUCCGUCUGGACUCUUGAUGUCUCACAACAGAAUUAAGCGACAUCCUUACCGGGAUUCCUUACAAACCAAUAACCAUAUGACAUGCAAGUUCACUCCGAAACUCCGGAACCCGUUCGGUUCAAGCAACAAAACUUUUUCUCUAAGGACAACACGGUAAAGCGGCUUGCGGACUGUUGCUGCUCGGCGGUGCCGUUGCUGUCUAUUUGACCGCUGUAUGAAUGCGUUCACACCGUCGCCGUAUUGUUGGCUUUCCGGUGGAGUUGUUGUGAGUAGCGGAGGGACGCUUCAUUGUCAAAGCCUCUCAUGUCGGCUCUUAUUUGUGAUCUGCGGAGCUUGUUUGUUUUUGAACUGUGUUGUGGAGGGAAGAAGACGAGGUCACUCUAGCGCUCGCAGCCACACGACUGCAAGGCUCGCUACCCUUUAAAGCCCCCAGUUGUCGGACGUCACCUCAGGGGCUGUUGACGCUCUGACCUACGGGCUCCAGCCUCAGCUGGCCAGCUCCUUGAGAACCGUCGCUGCGGAGGACGGAUAAGGGGUAGACGGUAGGUGGUGGAGGGGGCGGCGGGAGGUGGGAAAGGCAAGCUGGACGUUGGAGAAAAGUUCCUUCAAAAUAGCACCCACUCGGCCCAGUGAUGGGGGACUUCGCCUCCCCCGCUGCCGGACCCAACGGCAGUAUCUGCAUCAACAACAGCAUGAACCCGGCUGCCGGGAACGUGGUGCCUGCCGGGGCCGUGGGCAUACCUAAGCACAGCACGGUCGUGGAGCGUCUGAGGCAACGGAUAGAAGGCUGCCGGAGACACCACGUCAACUGCGAGAACAGGUACCAGCAAGCCCACGCCGAGCAGCUGGAGAUCGAGCGCAGGGAGACGGUCAGUCUGUACCAGCGGAGCUUGGAGCAAAGGGCCAAGAAGUCGGCCAGUGGGAGCGGCGGCAGUAAGCAACCGCAGAUCAAACAGCCGGAGUCGGACUCGGCCUCCUCCACGGAACAGAGGAAUAACACGCUCAUAGCGCUUCAGGAGACUGUAAAAAGGAAACUGGACAGCACAAGGUCGCCUCUCAAUGGAGACCAGAAUGGCAUCUGUGAUGGAGGCAGCUACUCACCGACAAGCAAACGAUUACGGAAGGAGGCUGGUGGUUUAGACUCACUAACUGGUCUUCCUAACAACAAUAACAGCAACCUUCCACCCAUCUCUCCAUUGCACCACCAAAUAGACAUUAAGCCUCUACUCAGCGGUCCAAACACUUCUACCGGAAACGGCACAAGCAGCAACGGUAAACAUGUAGGGCGGUCAGCAGAUGAGCUGGGGAAGAAUGGUGGCAGUCAUUUUUCAGACAUGAAAAUGAAUGGCUCACUGGACCUGGAGGACAGCUUUAGCCUCCUUAAAGAUCUGAAACAGGAGCCGCUAGACGAUGGAGCUGGAAUCGAGUCCUCGGAUCCCCAGUCUUUGUCCAAUCAGAACAAGCUCUUCUCCGAUAUCAACCUCAAUGAUCAAGAGUGGCAGGAGCUAAUUGAUGAGUUGGCCAACACUGUGCCAGAGGAUGAUAUGCACGACCUUUUCAAUGAGGACUUCGAAGACAAAAAGGAGCCCGACUUUGGUAGGCCAUCAAACAAUCAGACUCCAGGCCCACAAGAAACAGUUGGAAAUACGACAGCACCUGUAGGGGGCGCCGUGCCACCAACAUCCCUUCCUCCCUCCGCUCAACCGUCGCAGAGUGGUCCACAGGUGCCCACGGGUUCACCACAGGUUAGACCAUCAUCAUCAGGCCCACAGUUUGCGACCACUGCCAAUGGAACACCUCCUCAACAACCUUUGCAGCAGUCCCCUGCUGUUGCUGUGGCAUCAGGGUCCCCAUUACACAACUGUGUAGCUCGCUCUCCUCAGACCCCGACCCAGGCUCAGACGCAAGCAGUUUCACGGGCUGGCAAUGGAUACAUGAUGAAUCCAGGCCCAGGUGUUAGUCAAGCUGGCACUGGACAAGCGGGACCUGGGGUUGCCCCAGGUCAACCAGUAGGACCAGUCACACCUGAACUUUCCCAUGCAGAGCAACUAAAAGCAAUGGCUGCCCAGCAACGUGCUAAACUGUUGCAGCAGAAGCAACAGCAGCAACAAACAGCCAACUGGUCGCCAGCAGGCCCUCCGACCAGUCCUUACAAUGCUGGUCCCUUUAACCAAGAUAAACCCAACAGCCCCAUGAUGUACCCACCGCAAGCCUUUAACACAACUCAAACCCCUCUAGUGGCUGGGAUAACCCCCAACAACGGGCCCAAAGCCCCUAUGAACAACUACCUCCCGCACAAUCACAUGAGCUUGAUGGCCCAGCAACAGCAAAACAGUAUCGGGCCGAACACCCUGACCAAACAACAACAACAGCAGCAGCAGCAAACGGCAGCCAUUUUGUCAUAUAAUAACACUAAGCCGCUGAGUCACUUUAGCGGUAGUGGAGAUCACCGGAUGACCCCACCCAUGGGAGGGAACAGCCAGGUUAAGAACCCCAUGAUGCCUCCUUACAUGGCAGGUGGAGGCCAGGGGGCUGGGCCAGGGCAAACCCAGGGGCCAAUCCCUGGUCAAACAGCCCAUCUGAGUGAGGAGCAGAAAAGAAUGCUGCUGAUGAAGCAGAAAGUGUUGAACCAGAACAUUCCCUACAGCAACAUGCAGCCUCAUGGACAGGAACAAGGUGUAGUGGGUAUGUCUCGACCACCUGGCGCCAUCCCCCCUCCUCACCCUGCUGGUGGUGUGGCCUCAGGGGUGGGGCCCAACCAGGGGUCAGGUCCACCUCCGGGCUAUGUGGGUAACCAGCAACAGGCAGCCAUGAUGAAACAGAUGAUGGCAAUGGAGCAGGAGAAGAGGGUGCAGAUGCAUAUGAUGGAGCAGCAGAAGCAGCAGCUCUUCAGAGAGCAGAGGCAGCAACAGCAGCAACAACAACUACUGGCCGAACAGCUCCAACAGCAGCAUCUUCCAAGACAAUUGGGCCAAGGCCAGAGGAAUCCCUUCCCUCAAGUCAGUCAGUAUCAAGGUCCUCCUCAAGAUUUAGCAUCCAGGAGUCAAGCUCUUCAGAACAUUCGGGCUGCACGUCUUCUGCAACAGCAGCAGCAGCAGAACCAGCAGCAGAUGGUCCAGAUGAACUCUGUCCAAGGCCAGGGGAACUCUGUAGGACCCCAAGCUGACAUGGGCCUACCCUACAGCACCCAAGGGUCUAACCAGGGUUCCCUUUAUGGGCUCAAUCCCUCCAUGAGCCAAAUGAUCCACCAGCAGCAGCACCCGAGCCAAAGUGUUCAAGCCUCCCUCGGUCUUCCGCAGCAGCACAACCCAGCUGGAGGGCAACAGCGGCAGGCGGCCGCAGGUCCUGGUAUUGGAGGUAUGCCUGGGGGCCCUGGUGGUGGGGCUGGUGGCUACGGUGGACAAGGGAUGUUAAUGAACCCCAUGGCCCAGCAAUCACUCAAAGGCCCAACUAAUGCCAAAGCCCAAGCACAAAGACUGCAAAGUAUGCUGGGAGCAGGAGGUGGUGGCGGGCCGAUGGCCGCAGGAGGUUGGCCGCAGCAACAAGGACAGAGUUUACAAGGCAUGGGGGCGGGCGUAGUAAGGACUACAGGAGCAGGAGGUGACAGGGUUGGGUUCAGCUCCGCCCAGGGAUAUGGGAUGCAACCGGGUCAGCCCGCACGCAUGGCCAAACAACACUUUCAAGGGCCAGGCCAAGGGAUGGCUCAGGGGAUGGACCCAAGGGUAGGCAAUCCAGCCGCUGGUAUGGGUGGUCCAUUAGGCACUCACAUGGGCGGACAGCCAAGGACCAAUCAGUCCCGGCCCAUGGUCAUGACUCAAGGAUUGAACCCGGGGGUUAUGGGUCCAGGGGUGACUGGAAUGGCGGGAUUCGGGCCAGGCCCUGGGGGGGCGGGCUUAGGGGCCGGGGGUGGAGGAGGACCUUAUGGACCUGGGGUUGUAGGGGUCGGGAGUCAGACGCAGGGCUACCAAAGGACAGCUAAUCAGGACAUUUCCUCCUAUGGAUAUGGCGGUGGACCCUCCAAUGGAGGGGCCUUCGGAUUAGGGGAGGGAUCAGGAGCAGAGCUGGACUCAAGCGAUGGUUGGAUGGAUGAGUUUUUUCCCAGCCAAUAACAUACAAAAAAACUGGGGAGGAGUUUUUACUGGAUGUAGUAAACAUUUCAAGACACAAAAAGAGCCUGAUGUUAACUAGUGUCUGUGCAGAAUCCUAGUCAUCCAGGUUAUGGUGAAGUGCAAAAGUGGAGUUGUGUUAACUUGACUCUUGUUGGUUAUUGGGCAUUUGAUUUCCAAAAGGCUUCUUAAGUUAUAAUUCUUAAGUGCAUAGUUUCUCUAUUUGUGUGUCUGGUGGGUGGUGCCACUUGAGGGUUGUCACAUGAGAGCUGUUGAUGUGGCAGGGGUUACAAAUACAUGUCCCUUCUCUUUGAACCGCAGAGUGGGAAGCUGAAGAGGCUGCCGUCUUAAAUUUUACCAUACUUUUGCACGGCAGUUUCUUGGGCUCAGCACUCCAAACUACACUGCAGUGUGUAAACAUUUUAAACUGCAGCUGCAACCCUGACCCCACCAGAAACAUACAUACAGUGGGGAGAACAAGUAUUUGAUACACUCACAACGGGAAAACCCAUUGGCAGUGUAUCAAAUACUUGUUCUCCCCACUGUAAAUAUGAGAACGAUACACCUGAGCUUAUGAACUGAAGUAGCAUUUUGAUUCAAAGGUGAAAAUAUCUUGAACAACCACAAAGAGUCCGGCUGCUUCAAUUCAACUUCUGUGGCAUGUUCACUGAUGGAUGGCAUGUUUGUUCGGCGAUUUCACAAACGGGUUCAUGUGUUCCGUGUCUUUGUAUAAGCACUAAGUAUCAUUUUGUCAUGUGCAUAUUAAUGAAAACCCAUAUGAAGCUUAACAAAUGUGUUUUCCCUAUUCCCCCCAACGGAAAGAAUGAUUAUUUUCCAGUGUUUUUAAGCAAGCCCCGUUUACACAGCGUUUUGAGCAGCAGCUUCAACAGGGGCUGAUUGAACACAGCAGGCUGAUGAAGGGGAAGAAAAAGUUGCCCUCAAGACAGCAGUUUAUUUGUGUUUGUGCCACCCAGCUCAGUGCUUCAGAUCUCUCUACUGUGCGAGGAGCUGAGAAAGUACUCUCAAUUCUCCCAUUUCCUGUCUUCGAAAUGUGCCCCCCCCACACACACACUCCAACACACACAAAUAUUAUCCUCCAUUUCUCUCUCUCUCACACUCUUUUCAUUUGAUCAUUUUCUCUCAUCCCCCUCCCUCCGUCCAAUCAUUCCUACUCUUUCUCCAGAGAAUCAUUCCUCGCUCUCAACACUCCUUUCACUCUUGAAAUUGUGCACAUCACAACAGAACAAAUGAUGUUCAUCUCUUUCGCCACACGAGCGAGUCUCAGCCCUCGCCUGGUUUUGCGAGGCAACCGGCCUUUUUUUUUCUUCUUCCUGCUCCUGUGUGCUGUAGAUGAUGAGCACGCGUCUACAGUGGAAGAACACACAGAGCUAAAGAGAGAACAGGCAGCUGAAUAAAGUACACACAGGGGUGUCCAAACUACAGCCCGCGGGCCACCUGCGGCCAGCUGCCCAGCAAAUUAUAAAAAUAUCAUUGAAUAUGAUCCGCACAAGAAAGUUAAGCCAUCAUUCUGUUUCACUUCGCAGCUUUAAAAAGAGAUGGCGAUAGUCACUUAAUUAGUGCCUCUCCAUUAGCACAGGAGUCAAAACCUGACAUGUUGGAGUCAAUGUUGGGAACUGAGCAGAAUUUAAUUAAUUAAUUUUUUUACAUAAAUAAACUUUUCCAGUAGUGUAAAAAAAAAAAUCUGUAUCUGGACUUUUUAGAAUUUUUUAGAAUUACACUUUCCACAUCGCCAUGCACAAAUAUAGCACCGAGGAACGAUCCCUUAUUGUACAGUGGCACUUUGAGUCCCAUUUGUCAAUAUCUGAAACGGUUUUUGGUUGAAACAGAUGGGUUUUCUUUCAGGUUUCCCUCCAAUUCUCAUUCAUUCUCACCAAUGGCGUACUGCACGCAACAUGUCACUUUUGCUCAUUAAUAUUCAUGACUUUAGCAAUUGUUGCUAGGCGGGUCAAGCUCCCAUUUGUCCCUUAUGGUAAAUGCAUAUCAGUAGUGUACGAACGAGAUGUUUACUGAGCUAAACCUACCAAUUCUGUCCGAAAAUGAUGUCCCUGGUGCCAAAUUCACUGGUAAAGAUGUGGAAGAACAUACAAAUGUUCAGUUAAAGAGAUGGCUUGCGUGUCAAGGGCUGAAAAAGACGAGAAAAAGAGCCAACCUGAUCCAGAGGUAGCUUUUUUAUCAACGCCUUUUUCUUGCGUUCAUUGCCUUACGCCACUGACAAUGACAUUCGUCUGUUUCAUCAAACUAUCCUUUACCACCAUAUGCCCUGUCUUUCUUAUAUAUUAUAUCCUCUGGUUGUCUUAUGUCUCUGAUUAUUCUUGGAGGUAAUUUACAAUGCUAUUUUUGCGUAGCGAUCGCAAAUGCUACUCAGUGACAGACAACAAACACUUUUGAAUUUUUUCAUUAUUUUUCAAAUAAUUUAUUUACACUUCCCUCUACUAAUGUUGUUUCUUGACAACAGAAAAGGUAAAGCUGGCUAUAACAUGGCUAAUUUAUUUAAAUAUCCGUAUUUUUAGAAAAACAGGCCUACGUGACUGUUGUGAUAUAUAAAUGUUAGUCAAUGCAGUAGUACCACCUACAAGUAACUCUGUAGGAGGCCAUAUAAUAUGUAUACAGUAUGUAUGUCUACCUACAUUUGCAAUAUGGGAGUUUAAAUAAAUCGAUUAUUUGAUGCAUCGCGAUUAUUCACGUGACGAUUCGAUUACGAUUCAUAAAGGUUCAAAAAUGAUGAUUUUCUCUAAUAACUUUAUGACAGCCGCUCGUAGCGGAACAAAAUUCAAGACACGUCUGCCGCCCGGAUACAUUUAACGGACGCAUGCACAACGUUAUGAUGGAUGCUGCCAGUUACUGAGCAAGAGAUUUACUCCUUUUCAAAAGACUGGAAAAUAAAUUUGUGUAUGAGACAGGCAAGGACCCGGCAGUCACGCUUCUGUGCGCAAGUUAUUUUUUAGAGCGAGAGAGGAAGAGAGAUAGUUCGUUGCUACUUGUCUUUCAGUUGUCCAGUAGUAGGUUCAAGUCGUGUAAAUUGGAAAAAGUCCCUAGUGUUUUGCUAAAUCCCGUUUCCCUCUAUCAGAGGUGAGUACAAAAACCCUCUUGUACUGUUUAGCCUUUAUUGUUGUUGUUUUUGAGAUGUUACGAGUUGGCGCCGAGCGCUUUGCUAAUUAGCGACAUAACUUACUCCAGAUGUAGAACGUUUAAAACUAGGAUUAAGUACAGCGAUAAUCCUACAAACAUGCAAAAUAGUACAGAAAUCUGUGGAAACAAAGUAAAUUGGUUAUGGUCUUAUUUCUAAAGACACUUUGUUUGUUUACAGAAAAUGUGAAAUUCAUUCCAUCAGUGUAAAUUUAUUGUUGAGAGAAAUAAGUACUGCCUUUGAAACAGCUAAUGUUUUUGCACCUUCUCAAUACCGUGAUCAUCGUUUAGUAAUCAAAUCGUAGCACCCUGAAUCAUAAUCGAAUCAAAUCAUGGGGUGCCUAAGAUGGCACACCCCUACUUUGAAAUCUCCUCUGUAUUAACAGUCCUCCCCGUUCACUUCACUCUUCCUCUAUCCUCCACCUUUCCGUCCCCCAUGUCCGUCUCUCCGCCUCCGGUUCCAGAGCUUUAAGUCACUUGGGGAUUGUCAUCUGUAGGACCAUGGCUCUCAACAAAAUGUUUACUGCAUAUGAAGGUGAAUGACUUCAGCUUGCUGGCGUUAAACUGGUCUUUUGGAUGUUCACACAAGUUGAUCCAUUUUUCACAUUUUUCCUUUUUUUGGGGGGGGGGGGGCUUCGAGAAACGUAAGAAGAAAACAUCCUACAUAUGUCGUAAUGUCUAGAGUCGUUUCUACAAGUUCCAUAGCAGAGGUGUUUACUCGUCAAGUUCUUUUUUGAAAGAUUACCGGCAGAACACAAGCAGUUGUAACGUGGGUUUUAUGCCAGGGUGUGUCUAUGUUGACCCACAUCCAGGUUACGAUGGUGACGUCACGGUCUAAAAACGGCAUUCAUGCGGUACGCUAUUCUUGCUAUACUAGGCCUUCCAGAUCUGAAGAGAUCACAAACUGCAUCCUGCACCUUAAAACGUCUAACUAAUCCUCGAAUUGUGUUUUUGCUCGGGUUAUCUCUGGUAUUGAAAUGUCAACAGUAAGAAAUUGGGGUUUCUGAAAUUGACACUUUGGACUCAAAAAUCCACUGUACAAUGAGGGUUCGUGCCUCCCUACCAUAUCUACGCGUUGUGAUGUCGUAAGGCUAGCUCUAAAUGCUCUUUUUAAAAAUUAAAAGAAUAUUCAUAAACAAAAAAUGUUUUUUUUUUUCAUGUGUAACUCAUUAACUGCCAUUAAAUGCCAUUAAAUCAAUGUAAACUGGGAAGGCUGCCAUUGAUCAUGUUAAGCUGCCAACCCUUCCAGUCAAAUCUGAUUGGACGUCUAUCACCAUAAAUGGUAAACAAUCGGUUAAUACUUAUCAAUAAAAAAAAAAAAUUUCGUCUAAAGAAAACUGGCUUUUUUUUUUUUUUUUU
Messenger RNA from Corythoichthys intestinalis (scribbled pipefish), 8718 nucleotides. It is a transcript of the gene maml3, whose product is annotated as mastermind-like transcriptional coactivator 3. Gene Ontology annotation, biological process: Notch signaling pathway; positive regulation of transcription of Notch receptor target. Lineage: Eukaryota; Metazoa; Chordata; Actinopteri; Syngnathiformes; Syngnathidae. Gene Ontology annotation, molecular function: transcription coactivator activity. The transcript has 6 exons. Gene Ontology annotation, cellular component: nuclear speck; nucleoplasm. Bases 739 to 4215 code for a protein of 1158 amino acids. The record is from RefSeq and is a predicted model, not a curated record.